Messenger RNA from Penicillium samsonianum, 1231 nucleotides. Its product is annotated as AIM24 family protein. The transcript has 5 exons. The coding region runs from base 1 to 1026 and encodes 341 amino acids. Lineage: Eukaryota; Fungi; Ascomycota; Eurotiomycetes; Eurotiales; Aspergillaceae. The record is from RefSeq and is a predicted model, not a curated record.
AUGUCUCAAGAUCCAUUCUACUACCCUCCACCACCCAUGACCGCAUUUCCACAAUCUCAGAUCUCACCGGCUGUGGCUCCCACCCACCAAUAUCCACCUCCUCCAAGGCAGCCUCCAAAUGGAGCAUAUAGUUCGGCCACUCCACCGGCAGAGAGCCCCCAGCCCCAUCGACACACCCCUUCGAGUGGGGGAUAUGCAGCUCCCCCGAAGUCAGUGAGCCCGCCUCAGGAUCCAAUUGCUCAGCAUAAUAUAGCUGCUUUCGAGCAAAAUCGUGUUAUUGGAAUGGAAAAAGUGCCCGGGGGCGCACCGGCAUAUGGAGAAUUCACUGGAGCAAGGGGACACGACCAGGAUGAUACUGGGGUCUUCAACGGUGGGAGUUAUAGGAUCAGCCACCGAGAUACCAACUCGGUUUUGACGGUGCAACUGGCAAUGGGUUGUCCUUUGACUAUCAGACCUGGUGCAAUGAUUGGAAUGUCUCCAACGAUGACAUUGAGAGGAAGCGUCUCAUUUUCGUUGAAGAAAUUCGUCAUUGGAGGCAGCAUGACUAUGUCCCACUACACCGGUCCCGGCGAGCUCCUGCUGGCACCUUCAAUAUUGGGAGAUAUCAUGACCAUCCACAUGGACGAACCAGAGGAAUGGAAAAUCGGACGUGACGCCUUCCUUGGACAUACUGCUGGCAUCGAGCAUAAGUACCAGGCCCAAAGUUUAUCGAAGGGUGUUUUCUCCGGUGAGGGAUUUUUCAUCUACCACAUAACAGGAAGUGGCAUACUUUGGAUCCAGAGCUUUGGUGCAAUCAUUCGGAAAGAUCUUCGCGAAGAUGAGACAUACUUCGUCGACAAUGGGCACCUCGUGGCUUGGAACUGCAAGUACAAGAUGGAGCGUGUGGCCUCUGGCGGUAUAAUCUCCGGCAUUAGCUCGGGCGAGGGUCUUGCCUGCAAAUUUAAGGGCCCUGGUACUGUCUAUCUACAGACCAGAAACUUGAAUGCCUUUGCUGCUCAGAUGAAGAUGAGCACCGCAAGUGGUUAAUUCUAGCGCGCUCAUUCGACCAGAACAAAGCGUUCUGCGAAAUCUAUUCGUCGACUAUACUUUCGUCUCCGUUUUAUACCAAUUUUCUAUGUUCAGAGGCGGAUGCUCUAGUAUUUCAGUACAAUCAUGUGGAACUAUUGUGUAUUUUCGCAGCGUUACCGUCAAUUCUGAAAUAAGUCUGGCAUACUACAUACUUACAACCCUG